AGAACACCAAAAACUUUGGUAGGAAACCGACGACGGAGAAAGCUCAGACAAGCUAAAGCUCAGAUCGAAAGCUUUGACAAUGAACAAUAAAUCUUGAGUUCGGCCCCGAGGCAUCAUCCCGUAUAUUACCUCUACCCCAGAUGCCGAGCCGGAGGAUACCAACGGUACCUCGGAGGGAACUAUCCCACAGCUAAUGUUGUAUAUCCCCGCUAUGGCUGUGUCUUCGGCUGUAGUGCGCGGUUAAUAUGAGAAUCUUUUAAUAAUAACUCGUUUCCUCCCUUGCAUAGCUUUCCCUCAUUCUUCUCCUUUACUUUCUUUAUUAUAUACCCCUUUCGACUUGAUUUCUCGUCAUUUGGCACGUAAAUAAGCGUUGCUUUGUUCAAAACGACUACAUAAGUCAUCACUGACCAUACCAUACUACAUUUGCAAUGGUCUGGGGCGGUCGUCAACAGGAUGAACCCCAGUCUCCCCCACAGGAGUUGUUGGAUAAGCCUGUAGUCCGAGAGAAGCUCCCCGCAAAAUUGCAACAGUUGGUUGAUCGCGAAGAGGAAUUCUACGAUGACCUCUAUUCCCAAUACAAAUCAACGCGACGCCAAAACCAAGCAAAGACAAAACAGAAGCUAACGAUGGGCACCUCGAUUGACGGUAGCUCGGUCAACUCCACAGACACAGGGUUCCGCUAUGCCGCGUACGCCAACCGCAUCCGCACGAUCCUCCUGUCCGCCCAUCGUUAUGUCGCCUACACUUCAGACAUCGGCGAGUCCUUCCGUCCGAUCGCACAUCCAUGGCUGGUGCGCUCUGCCUACACUAUCUCCUGGACAUACCUGCUCGGCGAUGUUGGUCACGAAGGCUACAAGGCCUAUCUCCGGAACUGGAAGGCACUGGCCCCCACCGGCGAGGCAUACAGGGAUGCUAGCCAGCCUUCGCAGAACCAGAUUAUCAAGGGUAUGGCGACAGGAAACAUGACGAUUGGCAACAAAGCCGAGUCCAAAAACGAGCUUUCAAACUGGCAGACCCCCGAGAUCCCGCUUGCGGAGGACUACCGCAUGGUCAUGGCCAAGCGCGCGGUGUUCCAGAGCAUCGCGAGUAUGGGAUUGCCCGCAUUCACAAUCCACAGUGUGGUUCGCUACUCUGGGCAGAUGGUGAAGGGGGUCAAGAUUGCAUUUAUUCGUACCUGGACGCCGAUCGGGCUUGGUCUCGCUGUUGUCCCCUUCCUUCCCUAUAUCUUCGAUCACCCCGUCGACGAGGCCGUUGAAUGGGCCUUCCGCACUGGUCUUCGUGCUUACGGCGGCGAAGCAGCCGUCCGCCCACUACCAGGCAAGAGCCUCCCUCCCCGGGAAGAUGAGGAAGUCCGUGCUGCUGCGGCGGCAAAUCUCUCCUGGGACGAGUACAAGGCUGAGCGGGAACUAGCGCGUGAGGUCCGUCGGCAGUCAAGUGAGCAAGCUGGCAGUGGCGGAAUUGCAUCGCUGACGAGCUGGUUUGGAAAGUCUGAAUCGGAGUCGGAUAAGAAGAAGAAGGAAUGAGGUGAAUACACCAACUUCUGUUCUCGGUUUGACUGAAGUGCUUCCUUUGGCUCCUUCUGUCUCUUGCCUAUGGGCGCAUCUCCCCUACCACUCACUUAUUGUGCACAUCAUUUCCCACUCUCUGAUCUCAUAUUCCUACUGAUAUCCACUGGGUUUGCUUAUAAACUUACACCCAACAUUUCUGAACAAAAUCUAUAUUAUUAUCCUUCA
Molecule: messenger RNA, 1733 nt
Organism: Penicillium samsonianum
Lineage: Eukaryota; Fungi; Ascomycota; Eurotiomycetes; Eurotiales; Aspergillaceae
Exons: 3
Coding region: 429-1523 (364 amino acids)
Biological process (GO): mitochondrial fission
Cellular component (GO): mitochondrion
Source: RefSeq, a predicted model, not a curated record